AUGGGGCAGCAGUUCACCAAUGCUGAAGGGGAGCAAGGAGAGAUUGAUGUCGCAGAGCUGCAGGAAUGGUACAAGAAGUUUGUGGUGGAAUGUCCCAGUGGGACCCUCUUCAUGCAUGAGUUCAAGAGGUUCUUCGGGGUCCAGGACAACCAGGAAGCAGCAGAGUAUGUGGAGAACAUGUUCAGGGCUUUUGACAAGAAUGGGGACAACACCAUUGAUUUCCUGGAAUAUGUGGCUGCCUUGAACCUGGUUUUAAGGGGGAAGCUGGAGCACAAGCUGAGGUGGACGUUCAAAGUGUAUGACAAGGAUGGGAACGGCUGCAUAGACAAACCUGAGCUGCUGGAAAUCGUUGAGUCCAUCUACAGGCUGAAGAGGGUGUGCUGGUCGGACGUGGAGGACAGGACCCCGCUGCUGACCCCGGAGGAGGUGGUGGACAGGAUAUUCCAGCUGGUGGAUGAGAACGGGGACGGGCAGCUGUCCCUGGACGAGUUCAUUGACGGGGCCAGGAAGGACAAGUGGGUGAUGAAGAUGUUGCAAAUGGACGUGAACCCCGGGGGAUGGAUCACGGAGCAGAGGAGGAAGAGUGCUUUGUUCUGA
This is a messenger RNA of Agelaius phoeniceus (red-winged blackbird), 597 nucleotides long. It is a transcript of the gene GUCA1B, whose product is annotated as guanylate cyclase activator 1B. The record is from RefSeq and is a predicted model, not a curated record. Gene Ontology annotation, molecular function: calcium ion binding; calcium sensitive guanylate cyclase activator activity. Gene Ontology annotation, biological process: visual perception. NCBI's taxonomy places the organism in Eukaryota, Metazoa, Chordata, Aves, Passeriformes, Icteridae. Gene Ontology annotation, cellular component: cone photoreceptor outer segment; photoreceptor inner segment.